AUGGAGGUCUACAUAGAUGACAUGCUAGUCAAGUUUAAGACCUCCAGAGGACACGCUGACGAUCUGGCAGAGGCGUUUGUCAUCAUUCAGAAGUAUGGGAAGAAGCUGAACCCCAAGAAGUGCUCCUUUGGUGUGGCAUCUGGGAAGUUCUUGGGCUUCAUAGUAAGCUACCGAGGGAUAGAAGCCAAUCUGGACAAGAUCAAAGCACUGAUCGAUAUGCCUUUGCCACGGAAGCACAAAUACAUACAGAGCUUGAUGGGACGAAUAGCAGCCCUGAGCCGUUUUGUCUCAAAGUCCACGAACAAGUGCAUCCUGUUCUUCAACAUCCUUUUCGAAAGCCAAAGGUUCGAAUGGUCGGCCGAAUGUAAAGAGGCUUUCCAAAAACUGAAGGAACAUUUGUACCAAGCACCAAUCUUGGCAAAGCCAAUGGAUGGGGAGCCGUUGUACCUUUAUUUGGUCGUGUCCGAACACGCCAUCAGUGCCGCGCUCGUGCGGGAAGAAGGAAAGGCCCAACUUCUGGUUUAUUAUGUAAGCAAAAGGUUAUUGGGUGCAGAGUCCAGGAUAUCAAUCAAGGGGCAGGCCCUGGAUGACUUCAUCAUGGAAUGCACCGGGAUCACUGAAGAUGACGAUCCCGUCGACCCCGUAGCACCCCUAUGGAAGGUCUUCGUAGAUAGAACCUCAAACAAAAAUGAGGUUGGGGCCGAGAUCAUCUUAAUAUCACCGCAAGGACACCAGUUGCAAAGCGCCCUACAUUUCCAGUUCGAUGCAUCGAAUAAUGAGGUCGAGCACGAGGCCAUGUUUGCCGGAUUGCGUCUGGCUCGGGAGGUAGGAGCAGCAAGUCUAAAAGUUUAUAGCAACUCCCAAUUUUUUGCCAGUCAAAUAUCGGGGGAAUACCAAAUGAAGGGAGAAAAGAUGGUUGCUUAUGUGACACAAGGCUGGGAGCUACUCCAUUCUUUCAAGAAACAUUCCAUCCGCCAGAUCCCUAGGGAACGAAAUGUGUUUGCAGACACAUUGGCAAAGCUGGUCACGGAUGCCGAGGCAGAGAUCUUUGGGCUCAUCUCGAUCAACCAUCUUCUUGCACCAAGUAUUCAAGCCCCCAUGAUCAACGCCAUAGACUAUUCCACGACCUGGAUGGGUCCUAUCAUCCACUACCUAACCACCAGAGGGUUGCCUGCGGACAAGGUAGCUGCUAGGAAGCUUCAGUACCAGGACCCCAGAUACGUCAUGGUGGAAGGAAAACUUUAUUGCAUAGGGUUAUCCAUGCCAUACCUCCAAUGCGUGUCUAGAAAUGAAAUGAGUGCAAUCAUGCACGAUGUGCAUGAAGUUUCUGCGGAGAUCAAACAGCCGGACUCAGCUUGUCGAAGAAAAUCCUAUGGCAUGGAUAUUUCUGGCCAACGAUGA
Molecule: messenger RNA, 1401 nt
Organism: Humulus lupulus (European hop)
Lineage: Eukaryota; Viridiplantae; Streptophyta; Magnoliopsida; Rosales; Cannabaceae
Exons: 2
Coding region: 1-1401 (466 amino acids)
Molecular function (GO): RNA-DNA hybrid ribonuclease activity; nucleic acid binding
Source: RefSeq, a predicted model, not a curated record